AUGGAGCGACUUAUUGACAUUGUUCAUGUUCAAGAUACUAGUGCUCCAUCUCUAAAGGAGGCAAUUGUUAAUUUACUUGCUCAACAUUCUUUGAGUCCAUCAAGUGUGCGUGGACAAUGUUAUGAUGGGGCAAGCAAUAUGCAAGGUGAGAUCAAUGGCCUUAAAAUUUUGAUUAGGCAAGAAAGUAGAUCGGCUCAUUCCAUUCAUUGUUUUGCUCAUCAACUUCAACUAACUCUUGUUGGGGUCUCUAAAAAGUAUGUUGAAGUGGGAAAACUUGUAGUAUUGGUCUCAAAUAUUUUAAAUGUAUUGGGAUCAUCUUUUAAACGUAUGGAUGAAUUACGUGAUUCUCAAAAAGAAAUAAUUAAAGAGGCAUUAGAUAUGGGUGAACUUACAACCGGUAGGGGCUUGAAUCAACAACUUGGUCUUUCAAGAGCUUGUGACACUCGUUGGGGAUCUCAUUAUAAAUCCUUUAAUAAUUUUAUUAUUAUGUUUGGCUCUAUUCUUGAUGUUCUUGAAUCACUUGCUCUUGAUGCACGAAAUUUGGAUGAAAGAGCUAAGGCAAUGGGACAUCUCGAAGCUUGUCGAACAUAUGAGGUUGCUUUCAUGUUGCAUUUGAUGAGAGAUGUUUUAGGAAUUACAAAUGAGCUUAAUAAAUGCUUACAAAAAAAAAGGAGCAAGAUAUUGCAAAUGCCAUGCUACUUGUUGAAGUAG
Messenger RNA from Solanum dulcamara, 711 nucleotides. RefSeq lists its product as uncharacterized. The transcript has a single exon. Bases 1 to 711 code for a protein of 236 amino acids. The record is from RefSeq and is a predicted model, not a curated record. NCBI's taxonomy places the organism in Eukaryota, Viridiplantae, Streptophyta, Magnoliopsida, Solanales, Solanaceae.